Chondrus crispus (carragheen) is the source of this 3722-nucleotide messenger RNA. RefSeq lists its product as hypothetical. The record is from RefSeq and is a predicted model, not a curated record. NCBI's taxonomy places the organism in Eukaryota, Rhodophyta, Florideophyceae, Gigartinales, Gigartinaceae. The transcript is spliced from 2 exons. The coding region runs from base 1 to 3432 and encodes 1143 amino acids. Gene Ontology annotation, molecular function: ATP binding; ATP-dependent chromatin remodeler activity.
AUGUCCUCCGCCCACUCCCCUUCACGCGACCCGGUCGUCCUCUUUACGCUCCGCUUUUGGCCCUUCUCAUCUAAUCCGCCCUCUUCUACUCCAUCCCCCGACUCUGAUUCGCCCGACGCCCCCAAAAAGCCAAAGCCAUGGCUCCCCAAAAACAUGUUCUCAUCCUGGGCUUCUGACAACGCCCAUCACUUUUCCGUCUGCCCUGACUCCAUCCCACUCCCGUCCGAAGCCUCCGUCCUUGUCUUCAAUGUUUUCAGACAAAACCGCAAUCGCAGCUCCGGCCUCAUCCCCGUCAUCAGCGUCGACCCCUUCCGCCCCUAUGCCCUUCUCACCGUCUCCAUUGACUCACAAAAACUCUGCCGGUUCGGCGAAAUCGUCAAGCCGUCCAACUCCCUACGUCGCCUGCUCGGCCACGUCGUUGACUUAGUUCCGCCUCUCUCGGAAACCUCCACGUCGCUUGCUCCCUCCCGCGACCCGUGCGGCUUCGUAGGUUGCGGUGGUGCUUGCCGUCCAGUCCCGCCCGAGGGCCUGCGCGAAGCCUUCCAUAUGGAGAACGUGUUCCGCCAGGUCACCAGAGACUCUUCUUCCCACAAUCGGACAGAUGCCUCAAGCCCCAAGUCUGUAUCUCCCUCAUCUUUGGGUCCUGCACCGCUUCCCGGGAGGACACGCUGCGCGGGAUGGCUUAAUCUGCCAGAGGAAGUGCUGCACCUAGUUGUCUUGCACCUGCGCCCGAAGGAUUGCAUCGCCUUGUCCAACGUGAAUGAAGAGCUUCACGAUUUUAUGAAGCCAUUUGUGCCGGGCCUUUUGCUGCGACUUUUUCCGCAUCAGGUCGAUUCGCUGGCGCGCAUGAUCAGCAUGGAAGAACGGAGGCCGGCCAGUGUCUCUAUGUCCAUGCUACAUCGUUUCGAUGUUCCCAGACUGCCAAACGUUUGCGUGGUGGCGGACAUGACGGACGGGACGUUGAUGAGGCUUGCGCAGAUGCCACAGUUGGAGGCGCCGAGAGGGGGGCUGUUUUGUGACGAGCCGGGUCUUGGGAAAACGAUUACGGCUCUGAGUUUGGUGCUGAAGACGCUCGGGCAAAUGCCCCGUCCACCAGAUGGGCGAGUGAUGGAAACUGUGCCCCGCCGAUACGGUGAGGGCGAUGUUUCUAUAUAUAGGGAGGUCGCGGUCGGCCGAUAUUGUGCAUACGGAGAAGAGUCAGCUGUUCCAAAUCAAUCACGGCGCGGAAGGCUUUUUCCGUUUUCGGACGUUGACAAGAGACGCUCUUCCAAUCGCCGCGUGAGGAGACCUGACUUUCACAAUCCUGCGGUAGGUCAGGGAUCUGUCCCUUUUAUAUCUGAUAGAGAGAGUGAGGUGGUAUAUCUUUCGCGGGGGUCUCUUAUUGUGGUACCUCCUGUCCUAACAUGGCAUUGGGAGGAGCAGAUUUCUAUGCACGUCCGAGAAGGUGGGCUUAGAGUUCUGCAUGUGAAGCGAGUCCGUGACUUACCAGAAUCUGCUGAGGAACUAGCGACCGACUACGAUGUUGUUAUGACAUCUUUCAACGUUAUUGCGGAAUUGUCAAAUUCAAUCCGAGCGACAGCGCCACUAUUGAUGAGGGUCCGGUUCUUGCGGAUUAUAGUUGAUGAAGGACAUAAGCUUUCUGGUGGAAGUUUGUCGUUAUUUGCACAUGCUUGUGAAAGGCUUCGCGCUGAACGAAGAUGGGUGAUGACUGGAACUCCGACGCCAUCAACUGCCCGAUGCGAUGUCGACCAUUUAUAUCAUUUACUGAGAUUCAUUCGAGAUGAAGAGUAUGGGUUGGACAAAAAGGCAUGGCUAGUGGGCAUACGUGAGCCUUUCUCGCAAUACUAUCCUCAAGCUUUAAAACGACUUCAACCCGUGUUACGCCGUGUCAUGAUUCGGGCAGACAAGUCUAUGCUCACGUCACGAUGCCACAUCUCUAAUUCAAUUCUUGACUUCACAAAAGGGACAGCUGCUGACUACAAUUGGCUGGUGAGCCUUACGAGAAGGAACUUACUUACAGCAGAUUGGUUCAGCGAGACCCACAAGGAGUCGCUGCUGAACAAGAACAAUUUGGGAGAAGCACAACUUGCCAUUAGAAAUUUACGGAUGGCCUGCUGCUACGGCGGAACGAAAGACGCUAUGUUUGACGCUUCUGAAGUGAUUGACACAUUGAAUGAACUAUAUGAAAAGUACAUGGAGAAGGCUCACAUACACCCAAAUGAUCGAUUUGAUUGCCCAAGUACAGACUGGCCCCUCCUGACACGUGAUGGUGUCUCGGGGGAAAAGGAAAUGGAGCUUCAGAGAAGUCUGUAUAAGAGAGCUGAUAUGUGGGAUGAACUUGCAGGAUUUUCACACGACUUCUUGCGGUUGACGAGGCACUACAAGAAUCCAAAAGAUGGAGUGCGCUUUAGGACACGUAUUUAUUCGGGUAUACUCAAUGACAUUGGGAGAAGCUUCCUUGAGAGAGAGGCGCACUGCGCUCGAUGUCACGUGUUUACGUCAAUUCCGAUGGUAACGCCAUGUGGGCACUUGCUGUGUGAAGAGUGCGUUGCCCUCGACAAAGAGAAAUGUACCGCACUACAUUGCGGGGUGGCAUACGACCUCGACAACAAGGAAAAUGUACCCGAAGACUUGAUCGAAUUGCAGCCGGCUGCAUAUUCACCGGACGAUUUUAAAGCCAAAUGGGAUACCAACUGGGGUCCGAAAAUGGCGCACCUCGUGGACAGAUUACGCAACUUGCCCCGUGAGGAGACAUGGUUCCCAGGUGAAAGUGAACCUCGGCAAAUGCGACCGAAAGUAAUUAUUCACAGUACAAUAACAGACCACUUGAAAUUCGUUGCGGUGACCCUGAAAGAAUGCGAGGAUUUGAAGUAUUCGUACAUUGAAAUGUUCAAGAACACGCGAGAGAUGGAUCCGAAUCUUAAAAUGAUUAAGAGCGCAUCGGAAUUUGCAAGGCAGAGCGUAAGGAUGUUUGCGGAGGAUGAAGAACGAAAUAUUCUUCUGUUGAGCUCAAAACAUGGAUCAGUCGGGCUUGACUUGAGUUUUGUGCAGUACAUUUUUCUGCUUGAGCCAGUCUGGGAUGCAUCGAUGGAAUUACAGAUCAUCAGUCGUGCCCAUAGAAUUGGAUCAAAACGCGACAUUUACGUUGAAAGGCUGGUGAUGAAAGGAUCUGUGGAGCAUGAGCUGCUGCAGGACCUUGAUAGUGAGACGCAGAUUGGGCUAGAGAAGUUUGGAGGGGCAAGGAGUCAUGAGGAUCUGUCACGCGUGCGGUCGAUUCUGCGGAAUUUGAAACCGGUGUGUGCCCCGGCAAUGAAGGUACAGGUGAAUGGAAGAAUUUUGCCAAAGAAGAGGCAGAGUUGUGGCGAUGAGGUGGAAGUUGCUGAGAAUGAGAAUAGCCGAAGUGUUCGCUUCAGAGUGACAGAGAAUUACUAGUUUGAUACGCAGUUUGAUAUGUACAAGUUUUACCAUACAAUUUUGACAUCGGCCAAUUCGGCCAAUGUAGUUGAAAGCGGCGUUACGAAUGCGGUAUAGAAGAGCUGCAUAUUUCCAUUGCCUGGAUCGUUGCCGCUUACAAUUCGGGCAAGGCGGGUGCGCAGGCAGAAGGGCAACAUCUUUGUGUAUCUUGCUUGUUAAUGUACAGAACCUUCGGGGUGACUACUGUGGACGUGAAACACCACAGUGUACCGUAAAGUAUGACGUGUUGCACUAAGUGCUCUACAGCA